Ixodes scapularis (black-legged tick) is the source of this 1830-nucleotide messenger RNA. RefSeq names its product zinc finger protein 34-like. Lineage: Eukaryota; Metazoa; Arthropoda; Arachnida; Ixodida; Ixodidae. The record is from RefSeq and is a predicted model, not a curated record. Gene Ontology annotation, biological process: regulation of transcription by RNA polymerase II. The coding region runs from base 1013 to 1636 and encodes 207 amino acids. Gene Ontology annotation, molecular function: DNA-binding transcription factor activity; RNA polymerase II cis-regulatory region sequence-specific DNA binding. The transcript has 2 exons.
UUUUUUCUCGUUUCUGCGUCGUCAUUCGUAGUCAUUUACUGCGCAGUUUGAUCAAGUAAUGAAUAGCCAACUAGACCAAUUCCCAGCACAGGUGCCCUUCAGUUUUAGUUUCGCUCAUCAAAUUUGAUGAUAUUUGAGGGCAAGUAAAGUAACUUUGUGUUGGCGACUGUUUAUUAACACUCAUCCUUCGAAACUUUGCAGGCCAAACUAUCCGGAAAUCCUCUUAACGCAAUCAGCCAGGUCAACCCAUGGCAGUGCCAGAACCGUGGGCAACAUUUUUCCCCAGAUGAAUGGGACCGACUAGCCAGAUUAAACAGGGAAUGGCCACAGCUCAGCCAACUACAUGCAACAAUUCCAUUCCCGUCCCUUCCUCUGUUCGCCGACACAGCAUGUCCGUUUUGUUGACGUGUAACUCUCAAAACCUAUGGCGGUGAUACACGGUACAGUUGUUGCUUUUGUAGCAUGCCUGCCUUUUCUUCAGCAGCAGAAAGCAGCGACGCUGAGACUGAACCACGCUCCUUGAUCGUACCCAGCUGUGUCUUUCUCGAUUCGUCUGGGAGUGUAUCGACGUAAUCCUUUACCGUAUGUUUAAAGGUGAAGUAAAACCUUUGAAGCACGUAUUAGUAGAGAAGGAUCGCUUUAUGUUUAAUUUACGUGUCUUUUUAAUUGUCUUUUUCGGGAUGCUCAGUAUCCAGCUAUGAUACGCGUGUUUUUUUGUGAUAUGAUUAUUUUACCUUUUGAAUUACACCACAAUACGAAUGUAAACCCCUAAAUUUAUCUACUUCAUCUACAUGAUGCGUCCCUGUUUGCUUGUUCCUUUAGUUCGUUCUGGUUGGGCUUCUGGAUUGGUGUAGUAUAAAUAAAAAGAAAGGAAGUAAAGAAGAUUCGAUCUUCACACCUUACAGAAAUUGCCCGAGCAGAAUUCGACUACGAAUGGCAGGGAACGAACUGCGAGCACAAGGGGGCGGAGCUCUUCUUCCAAGGGGCCGAAUUGCAGUGGCAACCAUGGGAGAUGGAGCAGAAAGGGAGGGCAGACGGCGGUGCGACUUCUGCAGCCAAUCUUGUGGUACCCACAGAAAUAACAAUACCAGCAGGUUGGAUAGAAGCAUACCAUAACGACGAAGUGGACAUCUUUUACCGUGACAGCCGCAGGGGUGACACCUUUCCCGAGGUCAACUGGUCGGACCCACAAAAGCCGCAAACGCACCGACAACCGGACAAGCACCCGAGCCGCUUGUGUCCUCACUCAAGCUCUUCCGCGGCGAGUCUCGCCAUCCACGAGAGGACUCACAUUGGCGAGAGGCCCUUCAGUUGCGGUGUCUGCGAGAAAACGUUCGCGAAAAGGUAUGGCUUGAUGGCUCACGAUAGAACUCACACCGGAGAGAAGCCGUUCAAAUGCAACACGUGCAGCAAGGCGUUUACUCUGAAACGCACCUUGGCGAAUCACGAAAGAAUUCACACCGGAGAGAAGCCGUUCAAGUGCAACACGUGCAGCAAGGCGUUUACUCGGAAAACCAACUUGGCGAAUCAUGAGAGGACUCACACCGGAGAGAAGCCCUAUAGAUGUGAGACCUGCAAUAGAGCGUUUGCGGCCCAUAGCAAUUUAAACAGUCAUCGGAAGAUAUAUCACAGGUGAUCGAAACCACCACGUGCGUCAUAGCUGUGGAGGGGGUUUAAACGAAAUACUCGAGCUCCUGCGUGUGUUCAUAUCGUUUGGCGGUAGACCUGCAGGGGUCUUCUUGCGAGCAGUGUGGGUUUUACAUACUUCAAAAUUUGUCAGCCUGUUAUUUGUCGUGUAAUCAGAAAUAAAAAUGUGAAUUUACCUUGGAA